Molecule: messenger RNA, 1908 nt
Organism: Penicillium atrosanguineum
Lineage: Eukaryota; Fungi; Ascomycota; Eurotiomycetes; Eurotiales; Aspergillaceae
Exons: 1
Coding region: 1-1908 (635 amino acids)
Source: RefSeq, a predicted model, not a curated record
AUGCUAUUCCAUCCUCCGUACAGGAUACUAGCUGCGGUCCUUCCGUGGGUUGCCAUAUGUUCGGCCAGCACCUCAAGCGAUUCGAGCUCGUCUCUAUGGGACGUCAUCCCAGAUUGUGCAAAGACAUGCGUAGAAAACUUCGCCAACGCUGAGUACACUUCCGCAGAAUGCAGCACCAUAUCGGACAUGAAAUGCUUGUGCCGGACAGAAACAUCCAGCGGUCUUACAAUUGGAGAGGCGGCGUUAAGUUGUGUCUAUGCUCUGUGUUCGAAGACGAUUAUCAAAGGUUCUUCCGCCGCAGACGCCUACAGGAUCUGCGACUCAGUAUCGGAUGCUGUGUCGGAGACACAUAAGACAAUCACAGCAACGACCUUUCCUAGUGUGUUGUCUACCUCCACGACCGAGUCAACGACAGCCGACUCCGCUCCAGCGACCACUACUUCUUUUGAUCCCACCCCAGCAACUACUACACAAUCGAUUACCUCUACAACUUCGGGCGACUCUGCAAUCACUGCUUACCAUCCAACCUCGACUGGAACUGGAGCAGCGCCCGCUUUCGUCAGCACUGAAACCUCUUCGGAAUCAACCAGUUCUUCAUCUCCAUCAAGCAGUCCGGCUGUCUCCAAUGAGAAUAAGGAUCACCAUGUCAACGCUGGUACUGUGAUCGGAGUCUCUGUCGUAUCGGGUGUGGCAGGUUCCUUCAUUAUUGGAGUUGCUGUGUUCUUCCUCUGCAAGAGAUGGCGACGAAAUAACCGGGUUGAAGACCCAGACUCGGACUUUGAGAUUGGGGGUGCCAUGGCUGAGCCUCCUGGUUUUUCCCGUGAUUCAUCACCUGAGCCUGGUCCCCGCCUAAGUCCAGGCUCGGGGUCUACUUCAUUUGCUGCUUUAGUCAAUCGGCCGGAAAUGUCUCAGUCAUCACGCACCUUGCAACCAGGAUCUCAACGCCCUCCAAGAUUGGUUACACCUGAGAUUGAUGAGCCUCUCCAAGAGCUCCGGGGACAAGGACGUAUAGGGUUGGCUGCUAGCUCCGAUUCAGAAUGGGGAGGCUCACCUCGGACAUUAUCAUCACAAGCCACGCUUUCAGAGCCUUUGCAAAACCAGGGAACUGGACUAUAUCCCAAACCACUCAGAUGGACCCAUCGUCCUAUCAGUGGAGAAACACUAUUUGAAGAGGAUGAAUACCAACAGGGCAUCAUGGGGAGAACACAAAACGCCGCCUCAAGAACAGGAUCUCCAAAUGUGAGGACAGGGCUGCCGCUGCCGGCCAAUCCUCGUGCUUUUAAGGACGGAUUCCCAUCACAGCCGUUCCUCCGUGCCCCGGGUCAACAACGACCUGGCCAGAGUCGAACCCUUACGCCUGUUUCUACCACAAGGGGAUUGACACCACCAUUCACUGGGCCUGCCUUUCGCAGAUCUGACGUAUCAAACGGUACCAGUACUCAAAUGGACAGCUCAGGCGGCUUAUCACAAGAAACAUCAUCCAACGCCUCUUUCACAUCACCCUCUACAACCGCCCAAGGCCGCAUACUAAGCGAUGCUCACAAUCAACCCAAUACUAAGCAUGUUUUUUCGAACACGCUAGGACCACCUGCAGAGAUAGUAUCCCGACCACGCAUCGUCCGCGGCGACGACAUCAAACGCGUCCAAAUCCGCAGCAGUCCCCGCCCACCCAGCGACGCAGGAGCACCAUGGGGCCCCGAUGACCUCUGGCUUGAACGAGGCCGUGGACGAGACAUGCCCGUCUCACCCUCUGAGGUUCCAUAUCCCUCAGAAAUAAAUCCCGGCGCCGUUGGAUACCCAUCGAGUCCGAAGAAAAGACCCGAGGAUAUGCCAAAGAGAGGGUCACCGACGAGUCGUAAUUUGACGCCUUCGAGGCGGGGGCAGGAUCUGAUCCUGCGUGUUGACUGA